Messenger RNA from Diplodia corticola, 642 nucleotides. RefSeq lists its product as uncharacterized. Gene Ontology annotation, biological process: carbohydrate catabolic process. Gene Ontology annotation, cellular component: extracellular region. Bases 1 to 642 code for a protein of 213 amino acids. The transcript has 2 exons. The record is from RefSeq and is a predicted model, not a curated record. Gene Ontology annotation, molecular function: cutinase activity. Lineage: Eukaryota; Fungi; Ascomycota; Dothideomycetes; Botryosphaeriales; Botryosphaeriaceae.
AUGCUUUUCUUCGACCCGCUCUUUCAUCUCAUCACACUGCUGACGCUGGCGUCUGCUGCACCUCUCAACCGAGACCUUCAAACCGGCCUCACCAGCCGCCAAACGGACGACUGCAAGCAAAUGAUGGUCAUUUUCGCCCGGGGAACUACCGAGCCCGCCCCCAUCGGCCUGAUAGCGGGACCGCCGCUGAAAUCCGCCUUGCAGAACAAGGUGGACGCUGGCAAUGUCGACUUCCAGGGCGUCGACUAUCCCGCCGAUGUGGCCGGGUUUCUGGCCGGCGGUGACGCGGGUGGGAGCAAACUGAUGGCGCAAAUGGUCACGCAGGCCGUCGCGAGCUGUCCCAACUCGGACGUUGUCAUGGCAGGCUACAGUCAAGGCGGCCAGCUCGUUCAUAACGCCGCGGAGCAGCUGGACGGCAGCACCGCUUCGAAGGUCUCGUCUGCGGUUAUAUUCGGCGACCCCGACAAUCCGAAGCCCAUUGCGCAGGUCGGGAAUCAGAAGGUCAUCUGUGCCAGUGGGGAUUUGAUAUGUGCUGGGCAGGCUGUAGUAUUGGCGCCGCACUUGAGCUAUGGGGGUGACGCAGAUGAGGCGGCAGAUUUUAUUGUGUCUAACGCGAAGGCAGGGAGUGCUGCCCUGAGGUAG